Messenger RNA from Oncorhynchus kisutch (coho salmon), 1514 nucleotides. RefSeq names its product haptoglobin (gene hp). The record is from RefSeq and is a predicted model, not a curated record. Lineage: Eukaryota; Metazoa; Chordata; Actinopteri; Salmoniformes; Salmonidae. Gene Ontology annotation, molecular function: serine-type endopeptidase activity. Gene Ontology annotation, biological process: proteolysis. Bases 486 to 1313 code for a protein of 275 amino acids. The transcript has 4 exons.
CGAGUUCUCUCCUCAGCAGAUAUAAGGAAUUGGUCCCAUAACUUCUCAAGUACAUUGUCUUUACAGAGGAGACACAGCUCAACAUACAAACUGAUAUACUGAUAUUUCCAUCAAAAUGUGGUAUGUUAUACCUUUCAUAUUCUUUCCUCAACGAAACCCUAGUUGCCUGGCAAUUGUUGUCUAUGCAGUACCAAUCCAAAUUAAUCUCUGAAAUGUCUUUGGACAAAGGAUCUUUGUAAUAUGGCAGGGAAAUGCAGCUACUUAAAUCUUUCAAAAAACAUUCAAACUGCUCUAAAUAUAGAUAAACAUGCAAGCCCCGAAGAAGCCCUAAGUAAAGGAACCGUUAGCUGUGGUACUGGUCAUCCCUGGCAGUGCUCAUCGCAGCCUCCUGUGUCUGUCUGGCUCAGGUCAGAAUCAAAAUCAAAACCCAAGAAUCACAUGCAAUUGAUGAGAUCUCAGGCGAUUCAGACCUGCGCUUCAGGCGUAUGGUUGGGGGCACCCUGGCCCCUCAUGUCCCCUGGCAGGCCAUGGUCUACCUGAGUGAAAACAUCAUGAACGGGGGCUUCGCUGGGGGAGCUCUAAUCUCUGACCGCUGGGUCCUGACCGCUGGCAGGAACUUGUUUGUCAGGAAGAGUAGGCAGGACACCCAGGGGAAAGAACCAAUCAUCCCCAAGGUGUACCUAGGCAUCACGCGACGCUCCCAAGCCAAUGCUUCCAAAGAAGUUGCUGUUGAAAAGGUGGUUCUGCACCCAGGCUUCCAGAACGUGUCAGACUGGGACAACGACCUGGCUCUGAUUCAGCUGAAGGAGCCAUUCACACUGAGCGAGGCUGUGAUGCCCAUCCCUCUGCCUGAGAGGGGUGAGGACCUGGCUGAGGCAGCCCAGAAGAAAGGCAUCAUCACAGGCUGGGGCUUGGGGGUCCACUUCACCCCCGCUGAGUUACUGAAACACCUGGUGUUGCCUGUGGUAUCGCACGGCUUCUGUAAAGCAGAGUACAACCCCAGGGGCCAAGUGCUGAGCAAGACUCCUACUAUAGACGACAACAUGUUCUGUACUGGAGCCAGCAAGUACCAGGAGAAUGUGUGCUUUGGGGAUGCAGGCGGUGCCCUGGCAGUCCAGGACCCCAAAGACGGCAGAGUGUAUGCUGCAGGGAUCCUGUCCUUCGAUAAGGCCUGUGCCAGGGAGAAAUACGCUGUCUACAUGAAGCUCUCUGCCUACAUGCCUUGGAUCAACAGUGUCCUCAGGGGCGACAGUGAGACAUCAGCCAGUCUCCGCUCCAGUGUAAUGUCUGAGAUGUAUUCGAGGCAGUUGUAGCCUGCACUCAGCACAGAUUCAGAUAUGAGAGCCGGGGCUCAUAAUCUCCAUUAUGCCUUUGCAAACAAAGUCAUUUUCUGCCUUGAUCUUGUAAAACUCUCUCAAGUUAUGACUUUCUUUGAGUGUGUGUCCUCGCCUGAUUGAGUAUGUCUUCCGAUGUUGAUUUCAAAGGAUUUUCAAUAAAUUCAUCUCUCUUAAGAA